Anopheles marshallii is the source of this 1140-nucleotide messenger RNA. Its product is annotated as fibrinogen-like protein 1. The transcript has 2 exons. The coding region runs from base 1 to 1140 and encodes 379 amino acids. NCBI's taxonomy places the organism in Eukaryota, Metazoa, Arthropoda, Insecta, Diptera, Culicidae. The record is from RefSeq and is a predicted model, not a curated record.
AUGACGUCGUCACGAGCAGUUAUUACGGUGCUAGUGCUAAUGGGCUUAGCGAUCAAAGGCUAUGAAGCGAGUUUCAACAUUGCACGCCCAUUCCGUACCGUACCGGUCGCGGAUUCUACCAUCAACUCCGCCCAGGUGGAAUUGCAGAUGAUGGAACUUAAACUUCAAAUCGAUCAAAGCAUCGAAUAUCUGCGGCACAAAUUCCAUGCAAUGGUUCAAAAACUGAUGGCAGAAAAAAGUGUCUGUUGUGCUAAAGGCGUUCCAAAGGAUGUGAGCGAUUUGAAGGAGAAGCUACUCCUUAACACCUCCAAUCAGGAAUGUUUCAACCAGGAUAUAGAUAGGCUUCGAACCGAUGUGCUUGAAGAGCUGAAAGCAGUACGCGAAGGACAGAUGCGCGUGUCCGAUCGGCUUGGAAAUGUUUCGUCGUCGCGUGAAAUUAAAGUCGCACGACUUGCGCAUCAGCUCAGGGAAACCGCGCUGAACACACAAGUGUACCGGCAAAAUCCGGACGAUAAGGUGAACGGGUCGUUCUACGUCAAAACGACUCGCGCCGCCAAUCACGCCUACGGUGACGAUUGGAUUAUCUUUCAGCAGCGAUAUGACGGUACGGUUAACUUCUACCGCAACUGGACCGAAUAUCGAGACGGUUUUGGUGAUUUCGGGGGCGAGUUCUGGCUCGGGCUGGAGAAACUGUACCGCAUACUGAACUCAGGGUCACAGUACGAGCUACUGAUCGAGCUGGAAGACUUUCGGGGUGUAACAGCGUUCGAGCAUUACGAUGAUGUGCUCAUUGGCGAUGAGGGUGAAAACUAUGCGCUUAAGCAGCUCGGUAAGCCAACGGGAACGGCCGGUGAUUCGCUUGCGAUACACAAGGGCAUGAACUUUAGCACGUACGACCACAAAACGAACGAUUGUCCUACGUUUUAUCAUGGCGCUUGGUGGUUCUUACAGUGUUACGAUGCCCAUCUUAACGGGGAGUAUCUGAUAGGGAAACAGACUUCAAGGAGAGGAAACAUAUGGCACACAUUUCGUGGUUCGUUCGAGUCAUUGCAAGCGACUAAAAUGAUGGUUCGUGCUUUGUCUAUAAUCGAUCGCGGUAAAAACAAUCUAAAAGAUGAAAAACUAGGCGAAGUGAUAUAA